This is a messenger RNA of Monodelphis domestica (gray short-tailed opossum), 5470 nucleotides long. It is a transcript of the gene NIPAL4, whose product is annotated as NIPA like domain containing 4. The record is from RefSeq and is a predicted model, not a curated record. Lineage: Eukaryota; Metazoa; Chordata; Mammalia; Didelphimorphia; Didelphidae. Gene Ontology annotation, cellular component: membrane. Gene Ontology annotation, biological process: magnesium ion transport. Gene Ontology annotation, molecular function: magnesium ion transmembrane transporter activity.
CUCUCCCCGCCCAGUCCCGGGGCCCGUGCCGGGAGCUGUCACUCUCCAAAGAAGGAAUCGCUCACUGGCAACUUCUACCAAGCUGAGGACCAGGGUAGCAAGCCAGGCCGGGCCGGGACCACACGCCUCCUCUCCUGCGGCCAGAGUCGGGGCAGUCCCUGAGUCCACGCCCCUGGCUUCGCGCGCGGAGCCGGAGCGGGCGCCGGAGCCGCAGCUGCCCUAUGGAGACGCUGGGGAGCAACAGCAGUUGUGCGAACGGCUCCCUGAUCACCUUGUAUUGUUACUCCCAGCAAGUCCUUUGCCAGAUUGUCAGUGACUUUGAACCUGACAGCUCAAACAACAUCACACUGAGCAGUUGGCAAAAGAGGGCCACCAAGAACUAUGGCUUCUUCAUUGGAGUGGGCCUGGCUAUACUCUCCAGCUUCCUCAUUGGCAGCAGCGUCAUCCUUAAGAAGAAGGGCCUCGUUCGGCUGGUAGACAAGGGCGCCACUCGAGCUGUGGAUGGAGGCUUCGGCUACCUCUUGGAUAAAAUGUGGUGGGCUGGAUUUCUCACCAUGGCUCUAGGUGAAGCUGCCAACUUUGGGGCCUACAUAUUUGCUCCUGCGACGGUGGUCACUCCACUGGGAGCCCUGAGCGUGCUUAUAAGUGCGAUAUUAUCAUCUUACUUUCUGGGAGAGCGACUGAACUUGUUAGGCAAGUUGGGCUGCAUGAUUGCCAUAGCAGGCAGUUCGGUGAUGGUGAUCCAUGCCCCUGAAGAAGAGAAAGUCAACUCAAUAAAUGAAAUGGCUUCAAAGCUGAAGGACACAGGCUUCAUUGUGUUCGCUGUGCUCCUACUGGUAAGCUCUCUCAUCCUCAUCUUCAUCAUUGCCCCUCGCUAUGGGCAGAAGAACAUCCUUGUUUAUAUCAUCAUCUGUUCUGUGAUGGGAUCCUACUCCGUGUGUGCUGUCAAAGGCAUGGGGAUUGCCAUCAAGGGCUUCUUCAAGGGACAGCCAGUUCUCCGGCACCCUCUUACAUAUUGCCUUGGACUGAUCCUGGCAACUUCAAUCCCCAUACAGGUCAACUUCCUCAACAGGGCUCUGGAUAUCUACAACACCUCUUUAGUGUUCCCAAUUUACUAUGUGACCUUUACGAGUACGGUCAUCACCUCCUCUAUCAUCCUCUUCAAAGAGUGGAACAGCAUGUCAGUGGUGGACAUCCUGGGCACAAUCUCGGGUUUCAUUACGAUUAUCCUAGGGGUAUUCUUGCUCUACGCUUUUAAGGACCUCGAUAUUACCUGGGAAAGCCUUCCCCAUACCCACAAAAACCCAAUUCCACCUCCCACCCCUGAGCCCACAAUCAUCAAGCUGGAAGACAAAAAUGUCCUUGUGGACAAUAUAGAAUUGCCGCCCCCCUCACCUGAGGAGAAACCCAAAGUCUUCACAAUCCACACCUAAAGCUUUUACUAGAUGAGAGGAUACAUUCUAUUAGCCCAUCUAACCCCAGAACAAUCUAGUGAUUCCAAAUAUCAUGUCAAGAGACAAGAUGCUCUUUUCCUAACAGUGUGGCUUCAUACCUCAUUAAUAUUUCCAGGAGAAAAGAAUUUCCAGUUAUAUAGGACCUGAUCAGCUCCUGACUUCCUGGAAGCACAGUUGGCCAUACUGCAUGGUUUGUAUUGGUGCACUAUCUCUCCCUCCUUUCCUCCUGGUCCCUGAGGCCUCUAGAAAGACUUUUUUUUUUACCCUCUACCCUCCAUGCCAGUGGAGGUUGCCUAUGCUGGUAGGCGGAGAAGAGAACUUGACCCUUUGAAUGUAUUAGAGUCCAGCUGUUUCUGUGGGGUGAGCAAAACCAAGAGGUCCUCAGUUCUGACCUUCAUCAUGAGGAUAUAUGAGCUACACCAUUCCUCACCCCAAGGCAGAGGCCUGCUGAAUCUAAGUGGGAGAAGGAAGGAUUCCCUGCCCAAAGCUUAUAUGGAAAGAAUCUGGCCAAUGUUUAUUCAAGCCAUCCUCAGAUCCUCACUUCUCCCUUCACACCAACCCAAGGGAGAUGGACCUCUGCUUGACUUUGUUCUGCUAAAGUCACCUUGUGACUCAGGGAAAAGGCUGGAGCAAAAGAAACUUUUUUAAAAAAGAAAGAAACAAAAUGAAAAAAAAGAAAAAAGAAAGAAAAUCUAGGAGCCAAACUAAUUCUCUGGAUUUAUAACUCAGUGGUGGACCUCUGCUAUCUGUCUCUCUUUUGGCAUGCUGGGGUACCAGUCACCAGGGAGGUCACACAAUGACCUCAAGAUUCAAACAAAAGACUCGUCACUACCAAAUUCUGGAUUAACUGGCAUGCUUGCUCUCUCUUGUAUUUCAUCUUCUUGUCUUGGAAGGAGAAUGGCAGCUGUUCCAUAACUGCUUUGCUCUUUAAAAAAGUCUUGGUUUCUGAGUGGGAAUCUGGCAAAGUGUGCCAGUUCCUGUUCCUCCUUAAGAAAUAAACAAGAUGUGGUAUUUUGGAGAUGUGGAGAGAAGGGAACCAGCAUGGGAGGUGAGGGUUAGAGGGAAGCAAUCCCAGCUCCACUGAAGCCAGAAGAUUUAUGCUCUUUGUUUAUUCUGGGCUCUAACCAAGCACUUUGGACUGAAGGACUCCCACAUCCGUCCUUCGCUAUUGCCUCAGUGACCUGGCUCCCUGGUUAGUAAGUGUGCCUUAAAUCUGGGUGACCUUGUGGGCACACAGGCGACGAGCUUGGCAAGGGGCACCCAAUCCCUGAUACUGGCUGCUGCUUCCUUUCCUCUGGGGCUUGCCCAGGGGCCAAUCCCUGUCAAUGAGCCGCCUACAAAGGCAGCCACCCAAGUAUAAUGGGCCAGCUCCAACAGCUGCGACUGCCUCAUGUUCCAUCAUUACCCACUCCCUUCCCCCAGCCCAACUGAGUGCUAGCUCAUCAGAGCAGCUGCCAGCACCAGGAUCCUGGCUGAGCUGCAGUGCCAGGGACCUUCAGAUGAAUGGUUGGGCUCAGGGGGGAUGGAUGCUUCUUUCCCUGCUUGUCCUCCUUUCUUCUGUCUCUGCUCUAAGAGUAGAGAAGCUGGGGCAGAAAUCUAUAGAGGAAAUACAUGGUGUCUGGGUCAAAAAAAUUAGAAAGUGGAAUAAGUCCUUCUUAAUAGUCAUGAUCUGAGGGUAUGGACAUUGCCCCCCAGUCACCCAGGCAUGUAUGCUCAUACACCCAAGCCCCAAGCAGAGGGAAGCCAUUUCUCAGAGAUUUGCUGGUCCCUGUGGGAAGUUUUAGUCAUGACUCUAGAGCCCGAAUUUCCCCAUUUCUGAUGAAUGUGAAUUUCUGUCAAGGUCUAAAUCAAAGCUACGUGUUUACUUAUUGUUAGAACCUAUUAUCCUGAGAUUAAAAGUGUACCUGUGGGAGCAGAGGACCAAGUUUCAUACAUGUGAUUAACUGGGCCUUUAGGUGUCUUAGAAGUAAGGGAUCUCAAUUAACUGUCUCUGGUCUAUGUCUCCAUCCAUCACUGGGUAUCUCAAGGUUUCCCCUGAUAUGCCAAACUGGCUAUUUUUGCUCAUAGGGAGGGAGAAGGAAGCUUCCUUUAAGCAAGGUUCAGUUGAUCACAAUAUUGAGGAGUAAGCAUGGUAUCCUGGCACCCCUGGCACUCUGACCCUAGCAAUUUCUUAUGUAAAAUCAGGAUAAUAAUGGCACCUACCUCCGUGUUGUUUGCAAGACUUAAAUGAGAUAAUAUGUAGAAAAUAUUUUGCGAACCCUAAAGUGCUUUAUAAAUAUCAGCAGCUCUUAUUAUUACUACCUUGGGAUAUCAUUUGGAGACAUUCAUCAAUUCUCAUUUUCUUAUUUUAAACCAGCCUUAGGCCAUCUACAGCAGCGGUUCUCAACCUCUCAGUUUGUAGCAAUGAGAAUACAUAAUGCAUAUCAGGUAUUUACAUUCCCAAUCAUAACUGUAGCAAAGUUACAGUUUUGAAGUAGCCACCAAAAUCAUUUUUUGGUUUGGGGUCACCGCAACAUGAGGAAUUGUACUGAGGGGUCACGGCAUUAGAAAGGUCGAGAAACACUGCUCGAGAGUAUAGCUCUUUACUGUGGCCUGUUUAAGAGUAGACCCAGUCCAAGACCUAUUGUACUAAAUGGGGACAAUUCUAACACAGAUUUCAUUAAGUGGUGGCCUGAGGGCAGCUAAGUGGUACUGCAGAUAAAGUACCAGGUCCAGAGUCAGGAAGACUCAUCUUCUGAGUUCAAAUUUGGCCUGAGAUAUCAACUAGCUGUGUGACCUUAGGCAAGUCACUUAAUCCUGUUUGCCUCAGUUUCCUCAUCUAUAAAAUGAGCUGGAGAAGGAAAUGGCAAACCACUCCAAUAUCUUGGCCCAAAGAUGCCCCAAGUGAGGUCAGAAAGAGUCAGAUAUAGGCUGAAAAAUGGUUCAAUAACAGACAACCUGUCAUGGGGGAAAAAACAUUUGGUAGGAAUUUAAAUCCUGAUUUCUAAUCCCAACUGUGCCACCUAAUUUGCUAUAUGACCUUAAAUAUUUCUCUUCUCUUUUCUGGGCCUCAUUGUCCCCAAAUAAAGUGAGGGUACUAGACUAAAUUGGUGGCUCUCCAAUGUUUUGGUCCCAAGGUCCUUUUGUAUUCUUUAAAAUUAUUCAAGAUUCCACAAAGAUUUUUUGUUUGGGUGGGUUAUUUCUAUCAACAUUUACCACAAAUGACAUCAUUAAGAAGAUAAUUUUGACUUCCUAGACUCCCUAAAAGGGUCUCGGGAACCCCUGGGGGGUCUUUGGACCCUAUUUGGAGAAAUGCUGCGCCAGUAGCCCAUGGUCUUUGUCCCUUUGCUUCUCUACGUUUAAGCAGGUUACCUUUCCAAGUUAAGAUCGGGCCUUGGCUCAGGGGUUUCACUGGUAUUCUACUAUUCUCAGUCUCACAAAGAAAUAUGUAAACAACUGAACUAGUUCUAGACUGUAUAGAAAAACAGCCCCCUCUACUGGAGACGUGGGAGGCCAGGCUUUCUUCCUCAUGAACUGGAACAUUUGUGUUCUACUUUGAUGGCCUGUAAGUGGCGCAGAUAUAAGCUUUUAAAUGCUGCAGGGAGCUCCCUACAGCCAAGUAGCUGCUGGUGUCCAGAUCCCAGCUCUGGGAUCAUUUUGGUAUAGACUGGAUUUGCAAGACAACUCAUGUGGCAUUUCAAAUGGCAAACCAUAAUUCAUUUUAAUUAAAUAUAAACAAGGAAAAAGGCACAAUGAUUUGUAUUAUUCAAGUAUUUUGCAUAGAUGCACAAAUAUCCUCAAUUGUAAACAAUUAAUAAGUGAAUCAAGGAGACAAGGAUCUAAAUCGUGUAAAAUCUCCCAAAUCAAAAGAAAACUUCACAUAUACCCUAUAGCCUCGACACAUACCAAUAAGCAAAUUCACUCCACAUACACUGUCAACUUCUCCAUCUGUUUCCUCCUUCUCUCUCUCUCUCUCUCUCUCUCUCUCUCUCUCUCUCUCUCUCUCUCUCUCUCACACACACACACACACACACACA